AGAGGGCGACCGUGCGGGGAGGGGGGCUCCGGAGCACAGGCGCGGAGACGGGACUUAAGGAGCUCUCGCGAGAUCUCCAGGUUGCUAUAUAUGUGCGCAGGGAACCCGCGUCCUUUCCCUGGUCUGAUUCCGUCCUGCGUGACUGUUCCUUCGAACGGUAGUCUUUUAUCUCCGUCCACUUUCUCUCCCACCGAAGUGCGUGCCACCAACCCAUGGAAGAUUCGAUGGACAUGGACAUGAGCCCCCUGAGGCCCCAGAACUAUCUUUUCGGUUGUGAACUAAAGGCCGACAAAGAUUAUCACUUUAAGGUGGAUAAUGAUGAAAAUGAGCACCAGUUAUCUUUAAGAACGGUCAGUUUAGGGGCUGGUGCAAAGGAUGAAUUGCACAUUGUCGAAGCAGAGGCAAUGAAUUAUGAAGGCAGUCCAAUUAAAGUAACACUGGCAACUUUGAAAAUGUCUGUGCAGCCAACGGUUUCCCUUGGGGGCUUUGAAAUAACACCACCUGUGGUCUUACGGUUGAAGUGUGGUUCAGGGCCUGUGCAUAUUAGUGGACAGCACUUAGUAGCUGUGGAGGAAGAUGCAGAGUCAGAAGAUGAAGAGGAGGAGGAUGUGAAGCUCCUAAGUAUAUCUGGAAAGCGUUCUGCCCCUGGAAGUGGUAGCAAGGUUCCACAGAAAAAAGUAAAACUUGCUGCUGAUGAAGAUGAAGAUGAUGAUGAUGACGACGACGAUGAUGAUGAAGAUGAUGAUGAUGAUGACUUUGAUGAUGAGGAAGCUGAAGAAAAAGCUCCAGUAAAGAAAUCUGUACGAGAUACUCCAGCCAAAAAUGCACAAAAAUCAAACCAGAAUGGAAAAGACUCAAAACCAUCAACACCAAGAUCAAAAGGUCAAGAAUCCUUCAAAAAACAGGAAAAAACUCCUAAAACACCGAAAGGACCUAGCUCUGUAGAAGACAUUAAAGCAAAAAUGCAAGCAAGUAUAGAAAAAGCGCAUUGAACAAUCCUGGGCACUACUGGUAAAUUAAGCCCAAAGAUGGGGAGAGAGGAAAAGGAGAGACAAAUAUAGUCCAAACUGAGUAUCAUCAACAAUCCAGACUGAAGUCUUCUAUUUUAACUCAAUCCCCUUUCCUGUUUUGCCACCCACCCAUGCCCCCCUUCCAGGCUGGAAGCAAUCUCUUGAUCUCCUAAAACACUUUCUUUUGACUGCUGUGAUCCAGUGAACCUUAUACUUUGCUUUCUAUUACUUGUGCAUUUGCCUCACCUCUUUGACCGUAUUUUAAUCACCUUUGUAUCUCCCUAGCUGCUCAAUAAAUAUUUGAAUCAAAUAAGAAUGUAUGUGACAAUAAUUUAAAAGUGUAAAUUAUAGUGAGGUUUAUUUUCUAGGCGAUGAGGCAGUUAAGUAUCUUACACCAUACCUGAAGCCUUCUUGAUCCUUUUAAAAUGCACAGAAGAUUCAGGUUACAAGGAAAAUCAAAAUUUAGUUAUCAAAAUAGGAAACAAAAGUGAAAAAAUUAGUGCGUUAAGGUAAUUCCAGAGCAGAGAUAAGUAUAAACAUUUCAAGAUUUUUGAAAAUAUUUGGUGACAUAAACUUUGAAAAUAAUUUGGUGUUACUACUAUUGUGCUUUCUUCCCUGUGUCCAUAAUUGAAAGGAAUGGCGAAGUUCAGAGUUUAGUGAAAUGUAUUUGGUCCUGGGUGGUAGAGGAUGGUGAUAAAGCCGACUUGUUAGAUAAAUACAGUAGGCAGUCAAGUUGAUGGUUGAGUUCCUGAAGAAUCACAAGCAUAGCUUAUACUUCGUGUUUUUAGAGUGGCUGGGUGGGGGCAGGGAAUUUGAAACUUGGACAAACCUUAUUCAGUAUGAGAGUACUUCUGGAAGACCUAGGUCCUAAUAUGUUAUACAAACAUGUCUUUCUAGGCCUAAAAAAGGAUUUAUUCAGUAUUAAAAUGAAGGAGUUGAAGAGACAAGGAACGAAUCACAAUGAUCCAUAUAAUAAACAGCACUCAAAUCUUUGAGGAAUUUCUAACAAUCUCCCUCAAAAACAAUGUUUCUAUACUUACCCUUAAUAAUGCUUUUGUCU
Molecule: messenger RNA, 2070 nt
Organism: Lagenorhynchus albirostris (white-beaked dolphin)
Lineage: Eukaryota; Metazoa; Chordata; Mammalia; Artiodactyla; Delphinidae
Gene: NPM1
Product: nucleophosmin 1
Exons: 10
Coding region: 213-992 (259 amino acids)
Biological process (GO): ribosomal small subunit biogenesis; regulation of centrosome duplication; positive regulation of transcription by RNA polymerase II
Cellular component (GO): centrosome; ribonucleoprotein complex; cytoplasm
Molecular function (GO): chromatin binding; RNA binding; histone binding
Source: RefSeq, a predicted model, not a curated record